Molecule: messenger RNA, 969 nt
Organism: Lacerta agilis (Sand lizard)
Lineage: Eukaryota; Metazoa; Chordata; Lepidosauria; Squamata; Lacertidae
Gene: BMF
Product: Bcl2 modifying factor
Exons: 4
Coding region: 49-690 (213 amino acids)
Biological process (GO): apoptotic process; positive regulation of apoptotic process; negative regulation of autophagy
Cellular component (GO): myosin complex
Source: RefSeq, a predicted model, not a curated record
AUGUGGUGUGUGCAUGUUCUGGAACUUUGAGCUUAACAGCCCAGUGUUAUGAAUUCCUAUAUAGAAGUCACAUUAACCUCAGUGGCAAUGGACUUAUUUCCAGGUGAAAUGGAUUCCCCUGACUACCUGGAGCAGGAUUUCUCCAAUCUAGAUGGGCUGGAGGAUGAUGUCUUCCACUCUGAAGACUGUGGACUUGCCAGUCAACCCAAUGAGAUGACAUUUCCUGGCAUUUUCACACAGAGUAAAUCUUACAACUGCCUUCUGGGGAGAUUCCAGCUCUUCCCACUUACACACUGUUGCGGCCCAGGCACCAGACAUGCCAAGCAGCAAGAUAAGGCAACUCAAACCCUCAACCCAUCCUCUUCUAGCCAGGAUGUCAUGUUACCUUGUGGGGUCACUGAAGAGCCCCAGAGACUCUUCUAUGGGAAUGCUGGGUUCCGUUUACAUGUCAACCCCAUUGGUUUCUCAUUGAGUCCACACCUCCGGGAGGAACCUCGGGAAAGUCCACAGGAACUGCGAACUGAAGUUCAGAUUGCACGGAAGUUACAGUGCAUUGCGGACCAGUUUCACAGGCUGCAUCUACAGAGGCACCAGCAGAACCGAAACCAGGUCUGGUGGCAGAUCCUCCUUUUCCUCCAUAACGUGGCGUUGAACAUGGAGGCCAACAGACACCACGCGGGUCGGAGGUGAGAGCUACCCUGCUUCUUCCGGGUCCCAUCCAGUCUUCUGGGAGCACUGAACAAAUCCAGGGCAGACAUGUGUGCAUGCCACUAGACAGAUGUGAGGCUCCUGUGAAACUGAGGACACUUGUACAAAGGACUUGCAUUCACUCUCCGUGGCUUCCUGUCCUCUGAGGUGGGAAGCUUUGGUCCAACACUGUUGAAGAACAAUCCUCCAAUCAAAUGUGUGUGGCUUUCACUCAAGAAGCAAGCGAGCAAGGAAGGGGCUGGUAUAGGAAAGCUUUGGUUU